AUGGCCCCCUCAACAGACAUGCAAACUACAGAUGACAUCUCACAGGAGGAUGCAGCCAGGCUAGCUGCAAGUAAGGAUUUACUGAAGCGUGCCGAGUCACUGCAAUCAGAACUCGUACAGUUUGCCGACCAUCUCACAGAUGUAUACAGUGACUACUUCCAACACAUGCCGACGUACAUCUAUACAUCUUUUUUGAGUGAGCUCCGGGCCGAACUAGAGAGCUUGGAAAGAGUUGUCCGAGAUCUUCAGUCAACCGACCCUCUUUCAUUGCAUCGCGCCCAGUCGACCAAUCUGCCGUUUCUUGAACCUGUAUGGGAUAUGGCAAAGAGGUCGCGGGACAUCGUGAGAUUAAGAUGUGCCGUAUCCGUCGGGCCGUUCAAGAAGCAGAUUCUAGCACCGGGAACACGCAUCGUUCGCACCCAGGGUGAAUCAUUGCCUUUCCGGUCGGGAAGUUUCAUCAUAGAUGUGAUUGCAGAUGGUGGUCAUUCGUGGUACAAGGUUUCAUCGAUGACCAACAAAAGGUUACUAUUUGAUAUGGCCAAGGAAGCACUGUAUUGCGGGGACAGCGAUGAGGAAGAUGAGGAAGACGAAGCUGAAUCCGCUAUGGAGGCCUACGCUGAUAUCCCUCUUCUGAAGCUAGCCAGAAAUCUGGCUAAUACAGCCAAGGGACAUCGGAUUCAGUCUCAAAAUCCACGCGCCUUUCUUGUAUUACCUCGCAUUGAAAAGGGUGAACAUCCAGAGAUCGAUAGAGUCCUCGAGGCCUGUUGUCAACUCGGUGUCACCCUACUUUGUAGCGAUGCUCUUUCGCCUCCUCCGCCCUUCUCGGAUAACCUUCUCCACACAAUGGCCCCAAGUCCAAAGGCAAGCUUCUCGAAAGUCUUGAACAUUGACACCUCCCUCCUAGUUGCCCUUGCGUCUGACUUUUCCCAUACCACGGUCACUAAGCAGCCAUGGUUCAGUCAUUCACAUAAUGACCAUACUGAUCUAGAAAGUAAGCAGUCAAUGCUUUCUUUAGCAUAUCCCGUGUUAAGUGAUCACGAGCUCGUCUGCACUCAGGAAGCAGCCGAUACUUUCCUUCACAUCGCCGACACGUUGGGAACAGUGUCGGAAAAGGCUCGGGCUCAACUGAUACUCCGCUCUGAAAAUGGAGAAAGCCAGCAGCAGCGAGUUGAAGGAUUGCAGCUACUCUCAAUUCAUAAAGUGCCACCUUAUUUACAACUACCGAUCCGGAUCGUGGAUAUGAAUGAGGGUAGCUGCCAAGAUCGAUUUUCAGAGCCAAUAAAGAAGAUGUUGACUACCGUGUUGAAUCCUGGGAGGUCUGUUUUUUCUUACGGCUGGGCAAGUGGAACCACCACAAUGACUUGCAACUCAGUUGUAGUCAAACAGCUUGAGAAGGACCUUGAACACCUUCCGACAUUAGGGGCUUUGCCCUGGCCAUCUAUAUGGGCAUUUCCUACCUCGAGGCCAUUUGUCGGCGUCCCUAAAAAGAUCAGGGAAAACGUACGAAAGCAUAUCGGUGAUUGCAGCCUAACUUGUACGUGUGGACUGGAUAAGCUUUACGGUCACCGGGAUGAUGUUAAGAAACUGUUAUAG
Messenger RNA from Hypoxylon fragiforme, 1593 nucleotides. RefSeq lists its product as uncharacterized. The transcript has a single exon. Bases 1 to 1593 code for a protein of 530 amino acids. The record is from RefSeq and is a predicted model, not a curated record. Lineage: Eukaryota; Fungi; Ascomycota; Sordariomycetes; Xylariales; Hypoxylaceae.